AUGGACUUUGCAACAUGGCGUACAUCGUCCAACCUCUCCCGCGACAGCGACGCUGCCGAGACCCUCGAGAUCCGCCUACAGGAGCUCACCAAUAUGCUCAGCGAUGAAAGCCGCCGCCCCCUCCCCCACCCCUGCAUCCAGUUCGCCUCCAUACGUCAGAUAUACGUGCCCAUCGGCAAGAUUGCCACGACGUCCUACAAUGAGUGGAUCAUCAAGGAGGCCGUCCUCCUCUUCGCCACGCUCAUCGAGAGCGAGGAGGAGGCCUUCGUCGAGAAGACUACCUUCUCCGCCAGCCUGACCAAUCUGCUGGUGCGGAUAACGGGGCCCAACAGCGUCCGCUUGGGCUUGGACACUGAGUCCCGUGUUGUCGAGCUAGCCUUCAACAUCACCACCAAGAUCCGCCUCGACCCUGCCAUCUUGCCUGCCUGGUUCAAGGCGACGCAGCGCGAUGCCGCAGGCAAUAGCAUGCGUCUUGUUCCAGGUAGUACCAAGCCCAUCGGCAGCAGCGGCAGCAGCAGCAGCAGCAGGGAUCGCUUCACUGGUCGUGCCCAGAGAGCCGACUUCCCCCUCUUUUAUAUCCUUAUGGAUUAUAUCCAUCACGAGGGCAAGGUAGGCGACUUUGCCCGUACGGGGCUCCUGUACAUCAUCGAAGCGGCCUCGAGCUCCACGGAACUUGAGCAGUGGAUCGUCGAGAGCGACCUGUCCACCCUCAUGGCCACGGGUCUGGGCGCUCUUUACAGCCAGCUCAGCCGGAAGCUCGUCAUUGACCAUACCCCCCAUAACCUGCCCCCGAUCCUUGCCCUCUCCGACUACCAGCAUCCGUCUUCGAACUACGAGAUCAUCAGUUCGUGCUCCCCAGAGUUCCAGUCUCAUAUCGAAACGUUUCUCUCCCACCUCUUGUUCUGGCAGGAUGUGCUCAACCACUGCAAGUCGGCCGAUGUCAAGUCGACGCUGCUUGAGCAUUUCCAGGUCAUUUUCCUGCAGCAGUUGUUAUACCCAUCUCUCCUUGAAUCGUCCGACAUCGACGGUGGCUCCUCUGUGGCCGUUCUCACGUAUCUACGCCGCAUCCUCGAAGCGGUGGAUCACCCGGAUAUGAUCAACCUUAUCCUCCAUUACCUGCUUGACCUACCGGAUUCGACGCCAUCGCCCCCCUCAAAGGAUGUCGAAUCGCGGACGAGCGUCAGCGCCGCCAGGAAGAGAAAGUCGAUGGACCUGGCCACCCUGACGGCGGCAAGAACCGACACGUCGGCCACGCCCAUGCUGUUUAACCUGGUGGACCUAGUCCUCGCAUGCCUGCGGUCACGCAACCAGCAAACGAUCCACGUCACGCUGCAGCUAGUGUCGGCUAUUCUCAAGAGGCACCACCGCUAUGCCGUCAUGACGCUCCUCAAAACCGAGAUUCUCCCCGGAAACACGGUUCGCCGCACCGCCGGCGCCCAUGAGCAAGAGGUUGACUAUCUCAUGAGCCUCGCCGGGUCUGUUGGGGGCCAGGACAAUUUUGACCAGGUCUACGACGGUGUACUGCAGGACAUGCUAUCGCGACUGGAGAGCCACUCUUGCUCGGUCAAGCUCGUGGCCCCAAACGUGGGCAAGAACAACUACAAGCCACCGGACACGACUAGCAAUGGUCCCCUUAACAAGCCGAGAGAUGUGCGGGAACACACGCUGCGGCCCGACGAUCCGCUCCUCCACGCCAUGCUCGACCUCCUCGAGACCUUCUUCCUCAACGCCGUGGAGACAAACCUGUCGGUGACGGAGAGCCUGGUGGACCUGGCCAUCUGCGGCUACAUGAGCAUAGAAGGCUGGCUGUCGCGCAGUCCAAGUACCUACAGGUAUACAAACAAGGACGGCAGGGAAGAGAUUGAUGCCCGCCCGGAGGGGGGUGACGAUCAGGAGGAAGCCAUUCGCAACUGCCGCCGCCGCCCCGAGUGGGAUCAGCAGUCGGUCCCGCGGUUCCUCGACAUUAUCAAACACCUCUGCGACCAGGUGGCCAACUACAAGCAGUCUGUGCCGCGAUUCGAAGAGCUCGUACAGCAGAGGCGCGAAGCCUUCCACACGGCCGACAUGAUUCUACACAAUCCCAUGCCACCACGAAGAGGUGGAGGUGGAGGCGGCACUGGCGGGGGUGGCGGUGGCGGCAACGGCACCUGGGACUCGUCGCCUCAUACGGGCAACACGCCCGAUCAGCUGAUGACACCGGGCGAGGACACUUCCCGGAGCGCAUCGCCGCUCUCUGCGCGCCCGUCGGCGUUUGAAGGGUUCGCUCAGCGUCUGCUGUCGGAGCUAGGCACGCCAAGCCGGUCUGCGAUCCCUCGCAGCGGCCGGGGCGGCGGCAGGGACAUGGCAGGACGCGGAGCCGGCAGCGAGACGGUCACUCCGCAGCCACCACAGUACAUCCCACGCUCGGCGUCACCCAGCCGGCUGGGCGAGGGCAUCCUAGGAAUGAUGGACCUAGACGACCCCAUGUCUGAGCACUACGACCAGACGCUGACGAGCCGAAUGGCCGACUUCGCAGCAGUGGACCAGACAAUACUAUCCAGACGCUCAUUUGUCAUGGAGCUGGCUAGCCUUUUGCAGGUGCGGGCUGGACUGUUUAACGAGGUGCGGUUUGUCUAG
Messenger RNA from Geosmithia morbida, 2616 nucleotides. Its product is annotated as Retinoic acid induced 16-like protein. The transcript has 4 exons. Bases 1 to 2616 code for a protein of 871 amino acids. The record is from RefSeq and is a predicted model, not a curated record. Lineage: Eukaryota; Fungi; Ascomycota; Sordariomycetes; Hypocreales; Bionectriaceae.